UCCCUUAAACUGUUCUCUAAUUAUGCUUCUUGUGUUUUAUUGAGUUUAUUGUGAUUUUGUAUUUUAACAGUAGGCUCUAGAAUAGUAUAUAUUUGAAGCUUUUUUAAGUCUCCCAGCAGACUAACCGUAAUUAUGGUUGGACCCGAAGACAGAAAAUCGCCACCAGAAUUCUGCCUGUGUUUGUAUAAAAAGAAGACUGUGGUCAUCCCUCACACAAGAAGCAAUGGAUGGAGAAGAAAAAAUCUAUGGUGGCUGUGAGGGCCCAGAUGCUAUGUACGUAAAACUCAUCUCUUCAGACGGACACGAAUUCAUCGUCAAGCGGGAGCACGCCCUCACCUCUGGCACGAUCAAAGCCAUGCUGAGUGGGCCAGGUCAGUUUGCGGAAAAUGAAACCAACGAAGUCAACUUCAGGGAGAUUCCUUCUCAUGUUCUCUCCAAAGUGUGCAUGUACUUCACCUACAAGGUCCGAUACACCAACAGCUCAACGGAAAUCCCGGAAUUCCCCAUCGCCCCUGAGAUCGCACUGGAGCUCCUCAUGGCUGCAAAUUUCUUGGAUUGUUAAGAGAAAAGAGCUGAUUUCUUUGCUUUUAUGUUCCUUGUUUUACUAAUUUAUUCACCGAAUACAUCAGGAUGUUUCACCCAUUUUAGAAUGAGUUACAUACUUUAAAUACUUUACAGUGUCAUGUUGUGUAAAAUAAUGACUUCUGCCAUUUGACCAGCUUUUUACUUCGGUUAAAAUGAUGCAUAAUCUAAAGGUUAUGAACAUCUGUUAAUGCAGACAUUAAUUUUGUCUUGUAUAUAAAUAUGCAUUAUCUAAUUAAACAUGGAGGCAUGUGUCAUAGUGUAUAUAUACAUCGGUUGAAAGAGACUGCAUUUUUGCCUUUUCUGUGGUUUCAUAGGGCUUCAGCUUGCAGGUAUGCUUUCUGUUACCCCAUAGGAAAUGGCUGAUGCAGAUGUCCAUUAAAGUAUUAGUAACUCCUGUACCCUC
This is a messenger RNA of Brienomyrus brachyistius, 988 nucleotides long. RefSeq names its product elongin C paralog a (gene eloca). Gene Ontology annotation, molecular function: protein-macromolecule adaptor activity. NCBI's taxonomy places the organism in Eukaryota, Metazoa, Chordata, Actinopteri, Osteoglossiformes, Mormyridae. Bases 224 to 562 code for a protein of 112 amino acids. Gene Ontology annotation, cellular component: elongin complex. Gene Ontology annotation, biological process: ubiquitin-dependent protein catabolic process. The record is from RefSeq and is a predicted model, not a curated record. The transcript is spliced from 4 exons.